This is a messenger RNA of Oreochromis niloticus (Nile tilapia), 1121 nucleotides long. RefSeq lists its product as uncharacterized. The record is from RefSeq and is a predicted model, not a curated record. The coding region runs from base 17 to 814 and encodes 265 amino acids. NCBI's taxonomy places the organism in Eukaryota, Metazoa, Chordata, Actinopteri, Cichliformes, Cichlidae. The transcript is spliced from 2 exons.
GUUCAUUACAUGAUAUAUGAGUAACUAUUACUAUUGUUUCCCAGAAAUCUUGGGAAAAGUUCUUAACACCAAUUCAUCUUUGAACAUAAGCCCAGAAAAACUGGAGACUCAGCAGCUGUGGCACUCUUUAACUGAAGGCAGUGAAACCACUAGUGUCCCUGUAGUCACCAUAGAGCCUGCCGUCUUUAACCCGCCUCCCCCUGCCCUGUCUACACCACUGACACAAGUGUCAAUAGAGAAGAUUGUGGAGGGCAUUUUAGAAAGGCAACAGCAGCAGCCACAGCAGCAGCAGCCUGAGGGGAAAAAAAGGCAGACAAAGACUUGUCUUGCCUGUGGACAGCCCAAGUCUCAACAUGAGACAGAUGGAUCCACCGUCCAUUAUUUUUACCAGAGAGGGCCUGUGCGCUAUUUCUAUUGUUCCAACAAGGUGCAUCAAACUUAUGCUGCUGAGGGAAUCACUGACCCUAAAAUGCCCUUUGAGGAUUUUGCCCAGACAGACUUUUUCCAAAGGGAACUGGAUGCUACCAGGAAGAAGUCAGAGGAAAGGAUGGAGAAAAAGAGGAAAAGGCCAGAAACGCAACAAACAGGCCGCCUCUGCAGGUUCUGCCACAUGGACCUGAAACAGGGACCAAAUAGCCCACAUGUUCACACAGGCUUCCCUGGAGUGGCAGGGAAAUAUAUCUACUGCCCUUCAAAAGUGCAUUCUCUGUACAGGGACAAGGGCAUGGCCAAGGAGAUGACCUGGAAGGAGUUUCAGGAGUCUCCUUUCUACGAGGCAGAGAGACAAAGAUGGGUGGAAGAAAAAAGGAAAUAGGGGAGAAACUGUUGAUAUUGUACAUAAUAUAGUUUAGUUCUAGUUUUGUAAUGUUUAUUUUGUUUAUAUAAAUAAAAACUGAUUGUAAAUAUAAAAAUGUAAAUAAAUUGUGUUCUGCCUACAUAUUAUUUCUAAAUCACUUCAUGUAAUGAUAACAAGCCAUCCGUUCUCUAGUGGGGUCUCACAGCUUUUAUCUUUAUAAUCUUUCUGGUUGAUUUGUAAUAUUAGAAACAUGACUGCUGUCUUUUAUCUGUGUGACUGUACAGCCUGUUUCAGACAUGACAACCAGACAGUGUCUGAAGUUAUC